UCAGAAAGUCUUCUUGAAGUUGCUUAAUUGUUACUUUAUAAAUACUAGAUUUUUGUAAUUAGGUAUUGUAAAGUGUUAAGCUUUGUAUAAUUUUCUAUAUGAAUGACAACUAAAAUGAUUAUAGUAUAUUUAAAAUUACGACGAUUUUCAAUAAGGAAUAUUCUUUGUUAUCUGAGGAUUGCUUACUGUUAUUGCACCAUAUAGAAUACCAUCAAGAUGUUUACAAUGACGGAAGGGGGUUUCGGGGUGGGGGACUUUGUGGCGUUCGGGUUCCUGUGCCUCGCGUCCUGCGCUGGGGGGCUGUGGUACAGCGCAAUAGGGUCCCGAACCAAAGCCGUAGUGGAUAUAAGAGAUUACUUGCUCGGCGGACGAGCAAUGUCAACAUUCCCUGUCGCUAUGUCGCUUAUAGCAAGUUACGUGUCUGGAGUGACGAUUCUGGGAACGCCUGCAGAGAUAUACAACUACGGCAGCCAGUACUGGCUAGUGGUUGUCGGAGUGUCUCUCAGCUGUGUGGUGGUUGCGACUGUGUACCUGCCAGUGUUCUGCACUUUGAGACUAUCUUCAUCAUAUGAGUAUUUGGAGUUACGAUUCAAUCGGCACGUCCGCGCCGUGGCAUCCAUUCUGUUUUUAUUGGACGAGGUGUUGUUUCUCCCUAUGGUCAUCUAUGUUCCAGCUUUAGCAUUUAAUCAAUUGACAGGGUUUAAUGUGUACGCCGUUGGCGGCGUUAUGGUAGCAAUAUGUGGCCUUUACACUGUAUUAGGCGGACUGCGCGCGGUGGUGUGGACAGAUUCAGUGCAGACGGGCAUCAUGUUUAUUGGUGUGGUGUUGGUAGCGGCGGCUGGCACCAUCGCUGUGGGCGGCGUGCGUGUCAUCCUUGACGUCACGGAGGAGUCUGGCAGGCUUAGCAUCUCCAAUUGGGAUUUGUCGCCGUACGUGCGGCAGACAGGCUGGGGCUCGGUAGUGGGCGGCUUCCUCUACUGGACCUGCUUCAACUCCGUCAACCAGACGAUGGUGCAGCGCUACAUCUCACUACCCAGCAAGAGGAAAGCUAUCAUUGCAUUAGCAAUCUUUUGCGUUGGUGCGAUCCUGGCGAUAUCACUGUGCGUGUGGUGCGGGCUGGCGGCGUGGGCGGCCUGGGUACAGGGUGGCUGCGCUCCUGCCGGCCGUCCGCUCGUUGACGACCGCCUUCUGCCCGCCUUCGUCACCUACGUCUCCAGGGUCCAGCACCUGCCGGGGCUCGCGGGUGUCUUCCUAGCUGGUGUGUUCGGAGCUGGUUUGAGCUCUCUGUCGGCGGUGUUGAAUGCGUGUGCGCUGGUGGCAGUGGAGGACAUAAUGCACGGCUGGUUGCGACUGCGGCUGCGCCCGCUGACCGAGGGCCUGCUGGCGCGCGCCGUCACCGCUACCCUCGCGCUGCUCUCGCUCCUUAUGCUCGUCGUCAUCACCAAGCUUGGCGGGGUGCUCGGUGUUGCGACGGCAUUGUCAGCUAUCGCAGCGAGCUCGACAUGCGGCAUGUUCACGCUGGGCAUGGCGUGCUGGUGGGUGGGGCCACGCGGGGCUAUCGCGGGCGCGGUGGCGGGCGCCGUGGUCGCGGCUACCGUGUCUCUCGGCACGCAGGCGGCCGCCGCGCACGGUCUGCGCGAGCCUCCCAUGGACUACGCCAUGCAGUGCCCCAAUGCUACCUUCCAGCCUCCUGUUUAUCUAGAUCCUGAGGAGGUAUUCCCCCUGUUCCGCAUCUCGUACCACUGGAUCGCGCCGCUGGGGCUGGUGACGACGCUGUGCGUGGGGAGCGUGGUGGGGUGGCUGUGCGACCGGCGGCGCGCGGUGCCGCUCGAUGCCGAGCUGUUCACGCCGGCGGUGUGGCGGUUGCUGCCGGCGGAGGCGCACGACAACGCCGGCAUCACGCGCAGGAACCUCGCCAGCAAGGCCGCGGACGCGCCGCCCUCCACGCCGCUCAUUGUGGGACAGGCCUCUGAUAAGAUUGAAAUGAACGGAGAAUCGAGCAGGUGAAGAUUGUGUAAUUUUUGUACAAAUGUACAUAUCGUUCAUGUGUUGAUAAAAUUUAAGAAUACUUGUCGAAUAUAUUUUAAUAUGUAUUGACUAAGAUGGGAUAAAAAGACGUUAUUUUUUUAAGAUAAUAAACAUGUUUCUUAAUGAAUAUUUGAUAUUUAUAUAGGAAAUUAUGUUAUGGUGCAAACUAUAAUUUAAAACAUUAUAAUUUUAAUAGAUAAAAAAUCAUUAAAUGAUAAUGCUUUAAAAAUCAUGUAGAUAUUAUCAAAGUUCCUGAGUAGUUUGUGGCAAUAUUUG
This is a messenger RNA of Papilio xuthus (Asian swallowtail), 2304 nucleotides long. RefSeq names its product sodium-coupled monocarboxylate transporter 1. Gene Ontology annotation, biological process: sodium ion transport; transmembrane transport. The record is from RefSeq and is a predicted model, not a curated record. Lineage: Eukaryota; Metazoa; Arthropoda; Insecta; Lepidoptera; Papilionidae. Gene Ontology annotation, cellular component: membrane. The transcript has 13 exons. Gene Ontology annotation, molecular function: symporter activity. The coding region runs from base 217 to 2007 and encodes 596 amino acids.